Carcharodon carcharias (great white shark) is the source of this 4517-nucleotide messenger RNA. RefSeq names its product endogenous retrovirus group PABLB member 1 Env polyprotein-like. The coding region runs from base 2886 to 3695 and encodes 269 amino acids. The record is from RefSeq and is a predicted model, not a curated record. The transcript is spliced from 2 exons. NCBI's taxonomy places the organism in Eukaryota, Metazoa, Chordata, Chondrichthyes, Lamniformes, Lamnidae.
CUAGCUCCAUUGUAUGCUGCUGGGCUCUCCGUGAUAUCAUGAUUCAAUAAAGACUUCCGAGACAAACCUCCUGGGUCUGAGUGUUCACUUCGUUUUCUGCGACAAAUUGGCGAUGAGGAUGGGGUCCGACUGAAGUCCAGCUACCUCUUAAGUUGGAGAGGUGAUAACUAGCGUCCCAGCUACGUCUUAAGUUGGAGAGGUGGCCUCUUAAGUUAGAGAAGUGAAAGGGGGACGAAAAGAAAUUCUGGGCCAUCGGAUCUCUAAAAAAAGAACCCUCGCGGAAACAGGGAGGGACUACUCUCCCAAUUUGGGGAGAGUACGAACUGCAUCCUAGCUGAAAGGGGGAGUGCAGUUAAAUAGCAUCCCAGCUACCUCUUAAGUUGGAGAGGUGACCUUUUAAGUUGGAGAGGUGAAAGGGGGACAAAAAGCAUCCUAGCUGAAAGGAGGAGUGCUUGAAAAAGGGUAGCUACCGACCAGACUCAAAAGACCCAAGGAACUGGAGGACUUGUUGAGGAACUCUUAAACACCAGUGAGCGCAUAGGGUAGGAAACGUGCCACGCUGUUAAUUGUGUUUCCUUUUCAGAAAAAUGGGAGAUCGCAAUAGUAGAGCGGGCUCUGCCACUUCCCCUGCUUCGCAAAGUACUAAGAACAAACCGAAACCGGAGCUUAAAUCAGGAACUUUGAAGAUGAGUAAGAAAACGAAAAAAAAUAGUAUUAGUAGUAUACCCCAAGGGUUCGAGUCCUCUGGAGGUGAAAAACCUACGAUCCUGGUCAAGAGCCUAUCAGUACUGGCAACAAGGUCGGGAUCAUCACUGCUCAUCUUGCACUGUAGGAGGAACUUUGGUACAGCAUGGACAGUGCCGAAUGCGACACGCAACAGGGAAUGAUAAAUGUAACAGUAGGAGAACAAGAGCUUUCAAAUUGUAGUAAGGGUUUGCUUCAGAUCGAGCAUGGGAGGUCCGCCACUACCCAGCCACCUCCCACCUCUACUUUCACAGUCCAAGUAGAGAUAAUUGAAGCCCCUCAAACCACACCGACUGAUGCAUCUUGUCCAAUUAUGCAGCCAGGACCAACGAAUGGUUUGGUACUGGUUAAUCAGAUCAGAAGUUUUGUAUAAUGAUGUACACCAUGAGCUGGUACCCGUAGUCUUGAAUGUAUCCGGUGUCGUCCUGCCCCAAUGGUGCUCAACCCAUACCCAAGCACUCUAUACGGCUCUGGUGCACCAAUUGAUGACUGAAGCAGUUCAGUUCAGUGGCGAGAUACGAUCAGGCGUUAAGCGCAGCCUGAUAAAUGAUGCCACUAUGAUACUCAAUAUAGGGACAUCAUUGGUUAAUCCAAAGUCUGGCUACCAUGCUCGAAAGUCAUGCGGAGAUUAUCAAUAAAUUAAUUGAAAUAGGGAAAAAUAUUUCAGACAAAGCGAGCAGAAAUGAUGUAUGCAACACCUAUGGACCUUGGGCACUGGAACAAGCCCGAGAAAAUUUAAGACAGACUAAAGAAGGGGUAGUUCCUUUACGGGUAACUAAUGAGCAUUUAUUGAAUCUCCCAUGACACAAGAAUCAUGACUUGACCGGUUGCCAGCUCAGGGGUUUAACACGUGUAUAUAGAAUGAAUGUUGAAUGUAUAGUGAAUAGUAAUAUGCUAACAGGCAUUUUAUUAGUAAUUCCUGUCAUACCUAUGUCAAUGACAUAACCCAGGCAAGACGCCCACAGUGACUGCUGGUACGGGACCCCAGCCAUGGAGCCCAUUUGUACACCUACAAAUGGACUUUAUACAAAUGCCUAAAUGUAUGGAAUAUAAUUAUGUUUUAGUUCUAGUAUGUUUGUUCUUGCGAUGGGUGGAGGCGUAUCCUACCUGACGAAAUUAUGCUGUUGUUGUUGUAAAAUUGUUGGUCAUUUUACUGCUAAAGUGAUAAAGGAACCGUUGAAGGCCUUACAAUGCAACCAUCGCCUUUCCUGCCCAUACCACCCCCAGUCUACUGGAGCAGUGGAAAGACAAAAUGGUAUUCUGAAAAACAAACUAGCUAAAUUAUGCGAAGAAACCAGUUUGAAAGGGCCGAAGCUCUACCCUUGGCGCUCAUGACUAUGUGCUCUCACCCUAACUGUCUCAAGAGCUUGCAUAUACAGGUGGUAGAAGCUCAGAAAAAUCCCACCAUUGAAGACUGCCAUCAAUACCAGCCCAGGGACCUAGUCCUAGUAAAGACCUUCAGGAGAAAGAACUGUUUGGAACCUCGAUGGGAAGGGCCUUUCCAAGUCCUGCUCACCACCCAUAUAGCCGUGAAGGUUGAAGGACGCCUUUGUGGAUCCACGCAUCGCAUGUCAAGCGGACGCUGACCUCAGACGUAAGUGCUUGUGCAAGAACUUUAACUGAGCCAUCAGAAUGCUGACUCUGAUUUGGAUCCUGUCCUGCUUGGUUCUUGCGGGGGCAUGGAAUACCAAUUCUGCGGUUCAAAGAAUGCAGGCCGAAGCCUCGCAAGUUAAUCAGACUAAAUGUUGGAUUUGUACUCAUUUUCCUCUAUGCAAAACAGCAUCUGAAUUGCAUGAGAGGAUGGAAAGGACCCUACCUUGUGCUGCUAACAACGCAAAUGACCAUGAAGAUUAAAGGGAAGGAAGAUUGGAUCCACGCCACUCAUUGUUAAAAAAAAAAUUGUCCAGCAGUCCUAUAACUGUCGCUACCAGUGAACUAAUUUGCAUUAUGUAUCGGAUACUGCCUUUUGCUAUAUUCUGUCUUUUUGCUAUUUUUGUGGGGUGUACCCAAAGGAUUCUCACCCCAACACCUUUUUGUCUUUAUGCCGCGCCUAUGCUAGACAAGGAGGACAGGGCGCCUGUUGGUUAUGUACCCAGACUCCCCAAAAUGGAGGUGAGUCAAGCACCUAUCAGGCAAAACCAAUGACUGGGGAAGAAGUGAAGGAUCUCACAAAUUUCCACAACUGGUCAGAUAAUGCAGAAUCCAAUAUGUUCAAGGGACGGUUCCGUCGCUCUCCACCUGCUAAUGGGUGGAACUAUACAAAUCAUGAGAUAAGAAUCAAGCCUCCUCAGGAACUGAUAAACGCCACCUGUUGGUGUUCGAACCUUGCAACCGGUACCUAUAACCUGGGAAACAGUAGUUGCGAAAACACCAUAUCUACUAGCCCUGGUAGUUAUGACCCUCAAAAUGGUACGUUUUGGGUUUGUGGGGAAAAAGCAUACCCCUGGUUGCCUGGGAUGGCGCAAUUAUCUUCCUUCUUUCAUCAAGAUAACAGAAGUUUGGGCAAGGGCGCUACCACUCCCACCUGGAGUGGUUGCUGCUACCUAGCAUAUUUGAAUCCCUAUCUUCGACAUCGCCGUGACAUCUCGGAAUCUGAACGAUUCUGGAUGAUUGCAAUCCCCUCUUAUGGAGCUGCUCGUAAUUCCCGAGAGAUUAUCAACCUGGCAGCUGCACUUGGAAAAUUAGCUAAUUCAACGGCUGAUGCUUUGCUUGAGACACAGAAACAGAUUUCAGCUACCACUACUGAAAUGAUAGCCCUAUGCCUGACUGCCUUACAAAAUAGAAUGGCCCUUGAUUUCCUCCUAGCUGAAAAAGGUGGCACUUGUGCCAUGAUAGGUUCAGAGUGCUGCACUUAUGUGCCUAAUGUUUCUGAGAACAUUACUAACCUGGGACAGCAUGUUAUGGAUAAAGUGCAAGAAAUAAAGAAAGAAAGUUGGGGAAAGAUUGAGUAAUUUUUAUAACAAGGAUUCCUGGUGGGCUACAGUAAUGGGGUGGUUCUCCGGUUGGGGAAGUUGGCUGCUGUAUGUUUUAAUUGGGUUGGUCCUAGCAUGUGUUAUAGGGUUUUGUGCAUGGGGUUGCUCUGCAAAUUUGCUGUUCCCAGGUUAUUAACAGUGUCUCUACUGGAUUAGGUGGUACCCCAAUUGUUCCUCAAAUGAUGCGCACUGGUCACAGUGAGGCCCACUGGUGGGGCGAAAAGGUUUACCCUGCCAGAGAUCGGCCUUUUCCUUAUGGUUAUGUACCCCCAUAUGAUAAUGAAGAUGCUAUUCCUCACUGGUGUUAAUCUGGAAGGAAGAUUAACAAGAAGGGAUUGUGGGAGAAUAAAAUACAUCUACAGGAAAACAAAGGGUUAAGUGGUUAAACCAUAGUGGAAUACUACAAUGAAGUGUCCUUGCACCAGCAGUAGACAAACCCGCUCUGUCAGCUAUUGUGGAGGAAUGAAAACAAGCACAAGAGACAGGGCCUAGUCAUGCUAUCUGUUGUCUGUCCAGAUGACUAAUCGUCAGAUAGGCUACUCAAGGUUUUUGUGUAACUACUCAAGGUUCUGUGUAAUUAUAAACUAAGAUAGAACAAUUGUGUGCAUGCCAAAGGUAAAAAUUUCAAUGUUAUUAAUUACUAAAGGUCAAGCAACUUUGUAAUUUGCAUGACCUCUGUUACGCACACUUUUGCUAUAACUAUGGGCGUACUCUGAUGCUUCCUCAGAGUGCCAGCUCGCUCCAUUGUAUGCUGCUGGGCUCUCCGUGAUAUCAAGAUUCAAUAAAGACUUCCGAGACAAA